Messenger RNA from Aedes albopictus (Asian tiger mosquito), 1545 nucleotides. It is a transcript of the gene parvin, whose product is annotated as beta-parvin. Gene Ontology annotation, molecular function: actin binding. The transcript has 5 exons. Lineage: Eukaryota; Metazoa; Arthropoda; Insecta; Diptera; Culicidae. The record is from RefSeq and is a predicted model, not a curated record. The coding region runs from base 45 to 1145 and encodes 366 amino acids. Gene Ontology annotation, cellular component: actin cytoskeleton; focal adhesion; cytoplasm. Gene Ontology annotation, biological process: actin cytoskeleton organization; cell projection assembly; establishment or maintenance of cell polarity.
CCACAAAACGGAACGACCAUCAGCAGCAGCAACAGUCCACAAAAAUGAGCACCCUGAGUCGGCCCAAGUCUCCGCGGACGCCAGUUUCUGGCAAAAAUUUCGACAAGGAGGAAAGUUUUUGGGACAAAAUCGGAACCCUCGGCCGGAAGAAGCGCAUCAAGGAAGUGCAAGAAGUACAAGAGGAAGGCAAAAUUGCCAUCGAUUCACCGGGUAACCCGAAUGCACCGGAGAUCCCUCCAGAGGAAUACAACCUCGAAGACAAUGAAUCGCGGUCGAUUAUCCAGCCGGCUUCGCUGCAACAUCCGCACGUCCGGGAGUUGCUGCAGGUGCUCAUCGAUUGGAUCAACGACGAGCUGGUCGAGGAUCGGAUCAUCGUAACGGACAUCGAGGAGGAUCUGUACGAUGGACAGGUGUUGCAGAAACUGUUUGAAAAACUGACCGGACGCAAGCUGAAUGUACCGGAAGUGACCCAGUCCGCUGAGGGACAGCGCCAGAAGUUGACCGUGGUGCUGACUGCUGUUAAUCAUAUCUUGGGCUUCCAUCAUACUAUCCCUCAGUGGACCGUGGAAAGCAUCCACACGAAGAAUAUCGUUUCGAUCCUACAUCUGUUGGUGGCGCUGGUUCGUCACUUCCGGGCGCCCAUUCGUCUGCCGGAGAAUGUUCACGUGACGGUCGUUAUGGCUCAAAAGGUCAAUGGAAAGCUAACCAGCAAACAAUUCCAGGAGCAAAUUACUCAACAGUACGACGAUGUUGGCAUGCGCUGCGAGCGGGACGCAUUCGACACCCUGUUCGAUCACGCACCGGAAAAGCUCGCCGUGGUCAAGAAAUCGCUGAUCACGUUCGUGAACAAACACCUGAACAAGUUGAACUUCGAGGCAGCCGAUUUGGGUUCCGACUUCAAGGAUGGAGUGUUUCUGUGUUUGCUGAUGGGUCUGUUGGGUGGUUUUUUCGUGCCGCUGCACGAAUUCCACCUCACGCCGAAGGAUGCCGAACAAAUGGUGCACAACGUGGGCUUUGCGUUCGAGCUCAUGAUGGAUCAAGGCUUGAAACCGAAGGCGCGGCCGGAAGAUAUCGUGAAUAUGGAUUUGAAAUCAACGCUUCGUGUGUUGUACACUUUGUUCACAAAAUACCGAAACAUUUCCUGAACUGGCAACAAUUCGGGAAAGUCGUUGAGCAGCAAUUGAAGUGCCUUGAAUGAUGAAAAUGAUAGUAUUUUUACUGGACACGCGCACAGUUUUUGACAAGUUUAAUAUGCCGUUUGUGUUAAUUUUAUUGUAGUCAUGUAACAGUGUUUAAUACGAUAAAAUGUUUUGCCUUUAGUGAAACAUUGAUAAUUUAUAAUGUCGUAGGAAAACUUUCGAAUGAAAAUCCUAGACGUGUUAGGAGAUAACUUUUUAUGUUAACGAUUACUGAACGUUUUGUACGGCUAUCUGUUAAAAUCAUACGAAAGUAACACGUCAUUAGUUUGCCUGAGUACUAAUUUAUAAACAAAGAAUAUUUACUUAACAUGUAGAAUUUUUCAAUAUAUAUAAAAUGUAACAUUGA